AUGCUAUAUAACGCGAAUCCAAUCGAAGAGGAACAAGGAGAGAAACUUUGGACGAUAUACGCAUGGUGGGCUAGCGUUCUUAUUUUGAAGAUGAUGUCCUUGACUUGGAUCACAGGACGAGUUCGUGUUGCCAAACAGGUGAUACAUAGCGAAGAGGAUAGAAUGUGGAUGAAAGGAAGUCAAGUGAUCAUAUGCCCAAACGGUGGUGGACAUCCGGCAGUGGAUCGUAUCAGGAGUGCUCAUUACAAUGAUCUAGCGAUCGUUUUACCUUACCUCUUGAUCGUACCGAUUUGGUUGAAUACUUCGCCAUGUUUUUUUCCAGCGAGAACGAUCAUGCUAAUGUUUGCUAUCAGUAAUAUGUUAUCGACUUUAAUACAUUUAGAAGUAAUCGAGGCACCUAAUUUUUGUCAAAUCAUUUCCCAUGCCUGUUGUAUCGCCAUUUUGGUGUACAUUUGUCUAUCUUGUAUGGUACGAUAUUUACAUAUCAUUUAAAAAUUCUAUACUUCUUUCAUUAGGUUCUUUAUGAAUCGUAUGAUGUUUUCAGCGACGCAUGCUCUGUCUGUAUCUUUCUUUCUAUCUCUUUCUUUCUGAUCUCUUUCUCUCGAUGACUAACAAUUGUAAGAUAAUUUAAUGUAAUAAUAUCACCCAUCUGAGUCAUAUCGCAUUCGUGCAGUGACAAUUUGUAUACCAAUUUUUUUAUUAGUUUAUUCUUAAUAAAAUUAUAGUUGAAACAGCAUA
This is a messenger RNA of Vespula vulgaris, 738 nucleotides long. RefSeq lists its product as uncharacterized. NCBI's taxonomy places the organism in Eukaryota, Metazoa, Arthropoda, Insecta, Hymenoptera, Vespidae. The coding region runs from base 1 to 492 and encodes 163 amino acids. The transcript is spliced from 2 exons. The record is from RefSeq and is a predicted model, not a curated record. Gene Ontology annotation, cellular component: membrane.